Messenger RNA from Gossypium raimondii (Peruvian cotton), 807 nucleotides. Its product is annotated as AP-3 complex subunit sigma. The record is from RefSeq and is a predicted model, not a curated record. Gene Ontology annotation, cellular component: AP-3 adaptor complex; intracellular membrane-bounded organelle. NCBI's taxonomy places the organism in Eukaryota, Viridiplantae, Streptophyta, Magnoliopsida, Malvales, Malvaceae. The transcript has 7 exons. Bases 133 to 636 code for a protein of 167 amino acids. Gene Ontology annotation, biological process: protein transport; Golgi to vacuole transport.
CUAUCGACCGGUUGAAGACUUUUUUGUCCUUUCGUAAAUUUCAGAAUACUAUAUAUAUACUUGAUGUGAAAUUUUAAAUUUCAGAGAUCCAAAAGCUCUGUUUGGUUUUUAGAGCGAGAGAGUGGAGCGAAAAUGAUAAAAGCUGUGAUGGUGAUGAACACUCAAGGCAAGCCUCGCCUUGCAAAGUUUUUCGAUUAUUUGCCAGUGGAGAAACAGCAAGAGCUUAUACGCCGCGUUUUUGGAGUCUUGUGCAGUAGACCUGAGAAUGUAAGCAAUUUCAUAGAAGCGGAAUCAAUUUUUGGUCCGGACAGUCGCCUUGUCUACAACCAUUUUGCUACUCUUUACUUUGUCGUUGUAUUUGAUAGUUCAGAAAAUGAACUAGCCAUGCUUGACUAUAUACAACUUCUUGGGCAACAAACAUUGGAAAGAUGCUUCAAGAAUGUUUGUGAGCUUGACAUUGUGUUCAAUUACAGCAAGAUACACACGAUCUUGGAUGAGAUAAUUUUGGGAGGCCAAGUGCUUGAAACAAGAUCAACAGAAAUUAUGAGGGCAGUCGAAGAGAUAUCUAAGUUAGAAGCUGCAACAAAUGCUAUCUCAUUCAUCCCGAAAUCUGCUUCCAGUUGGCUAAGUAGGUAGUUCUUCUGCAUUCAAAGAAAGUUUAAAUCAACCCUCGAAUUAUUUUCUUCUCAACGUGAGUUUACUUUUAACCAACCUUUUUUGGGUUUGUAUAUUAGCUUAAAUGCUUGAAUGAAUCUAUUUUCAUAUAGAUCCACAUAAUCAAAAAGUUUAGAGGGAUGAUUAAAAUCA